GAUACAGAGGGGUGAGAAGGGGUUAAGACACGUGUACACAUGUGUGAUUAGCAUCUGUGUGAAAUGCAAGUGUCUGAACCACCCGUGUUCUUCCUUGCCACCUGUUUAGCUGGUAUCACCUGGGCAGAAUUAGCGUUGAACUAACACUUGUCACACUCAUACAUCCCUGGGACAGCAUGUGUGCGUCUAUGUGUUAGUUGGUUGAGGCUGGCGAUGCCCUGGUCCGCCCGCUGCCGAUCUCUGACGAAGGGAUGAGGGGCAGGCGACGAAGAAAACCGAGCGGUUGGUGACGUGGCGCUCUGGGGGAACAUGUUAAGUUCUAAGAUGGCUCGGCCUCAGACCCGUGUUCACUGUGCCUAGGAUUAUACAUCGCUAACACGGAACACUCUGUGUAACAACUACGAAUCAGAUGCACAGUAUAUCUCCAAGAGGGAAAUGACCAACGGGCACCUUUGUCACCCCAAACUGCCUCCCUCACAAUGUAGUAGUUACAAAGGCAACUAGAAACACCGAAUGAUGUUCUGGCAAUGACGCCCCCCCCCCCUCCCUCGAACUGAUCUUGCUGAAAGGAGGUGAAGGCAGCCAUUCUUCUAGUCCACCGUGGUCAUCAUGCCCAAGUUCCAGAAGUUCGUCAAGUUGUCGUCAGGAGGAGAUGGUGGAGGAGGAGGUGCCCGAGGUGCCUCCCUCAAGAACCGGCCUGCCAGUCGCAUUAACUCCUCCAACACCAGUACUACUACUACCACCACCACCAGUAGUAGCAGCAGCAGCACCAGCAGCCGCGCCAACACUACCAACAGCAAUAGCAACAGAACCGUAGUGAAAGUAAUAACGUCGACUAUAGGAACAACCGGCAACAAAAGCAGCAAGAGUAUCAGUGGAGGAAGCAGCACCAAUAGCAAUAAUAGCAUCAACAGCAGCAGCAGCGGAGUCGGUGAUACUCUGAGUAAAGUGCCUGGGGGUCUGAUCCUGCCAGAAAAUGCAGUCGAGGUCCAUUUCUUCCCAGACUCUGAGAGCAACAUUACUCGCAUCCCGGGUCGCGGAGACGUGAUCCAGUUGCGCCACCACGGCCGCGUCAUCACCCUGCCCGUCGUCCCCUCCUCAGACCCUGACAAGACGGACACCACGAGCCAAUCUGUGUCGUACCCUUACAAAAACAGCGCCCCUCAGGACGCCCCUGUGGACUUUAGCCCAGGGGGACCACGCGGGGAUCCACUACUAGCUAGAACUGCCCCUGUAGCCCCGCCAUCGCCCACAGGAAACGUCUCGGUAGAUUCUGGUGUCAUGGACGUCUCUGGCGGGAGCAGCACUGAGAGUCUCGGUCUACCUCCCUCCGAGCUCUUCCGCAGUGACGACUCCCUGAACAAUAGUGACCUGGUGCCUGUCACUGCCGCCAAACUGCCCAGCAUCGAAAGCGCCUUCAGUAGAGUCGGGGAUGUGUUCCGAGGGUCUGACUCCCUCACCACCCUCUCAUCAGACCCACCCUCGACACACCCCUUCGACCCCCCGCCCUCCUACACCACCUUAAGGACAGUGACGUCAUCAGUGUACACCCCACCGUACCAAGGUCCAGCCACCAGCCUACCCUCGCCGCCCCCGCCCUCCACCCUACCGUACACCCACGAGUCGCUCUACGUGGAAGCCGUGGGAGCUCUAGGCACCUACCAGCCCAUCAGCCCGCCCACCACCCUCCUCACGCCCACAGACUCCGUCCACUCUCACCUCCUGCCUACCAUGCAUAAUUACUCUCCUGAAUAUGCGUUAAGGUACGCGGAGCCGAGCAGCGUGGGAGGCAGCAGCGGCAGUCUACAACUGGGAUAUCCUCACACCACGAUGGCCAGCUGUACCAUCCCUCGCUCCCUGCCCCGCUCCCACCUGCCCCUCACCACCUCCACCUGCACACCUGGUAUGGGAACACUGAUCGGGGAGAACGUCCAGCCUCGCACCGGGCCUGGCUCACGGGGAGGCAAGACACGUUCACAGCGGGUCCAUGAGAAGCUCUCCAGAGAAGAUAAAGGGGAGAACCACAGGAGGGGGAGGGGCGGCGAAGAAUACAAGAGGUCGGCGUGUGACAGGGAGAGGACCCGGAUGCGAGACAUGAACAACGCCUUCGAUCUACUGAGGGAGAGACUACCCUUCUCUAAGCCCCUGGGCAAGAAGUGUAAUAAGAUGGACAGUCUCAGCGGCAGAGAUCGCUUCCCUUCCAAACUAGAGACGCUGAGUGUCCUGGGAAUGGAUGGCAGACCUGGGCUACACUUCUGGGGAAAGGUGGGGAUUGGCAGCCCUGCGACCAGCUGAUCACCUCCCACCCGCCACAGGUGUUCCUCACACACCUGUGCUCAGUUACCGCCCGCCAAUAUUAUUACAUUUUCCCAUGACACUUUAAUUCAUAAAGGUCUUCUUGCAAUGUAGGCCAUGAGGAGU
Molecule: messenger RNA, 2421 nt
Organism: Homarus americanus (American lobster)
Lineage: Eukaryota; Metazoa; Arthropoda; Malacostraca; Decapoda; Nephropidae
Product: mucin-5AC-like
Exons: 9
Coding region: 610-2295 (561 amino acids)
Biological process (GO): mesoderm formation; regulation of transcription by RNA polymerase II
Cellular component (GO): nucleus
Molecular function (GO): RNA polymerase II cis-regulatory region sequence-specific DNA binding; DNA-binding transcription factor activity, RNA polymerase II-specific; protein dimerization activity
Source: RefSeq, a predicted model, not a curated record